AUGGACUCGGCCAUGCUGCGGACCCUCGUCGAGGUGCAGUCCCGCGCCUCGGCCCACGGCGGCGGCAGCGGCGGCGAUGAGGCGUCGCACCCGCUCGCGGCGCCGGCCAAGGCCGUGCCGAGGACGUACCCGGGCGCGCCUCACGUCCGCGGCGAUUCGGUCGAGCUGCAGCGGUUGCCGACGCACGGACAAGCGGCCGCCGGCACCGGCACCGACUCUUUCGGAGACGGAGACGUCGAGAUGAGCCGGCCGAGCACGCCGACGAGCGGCGGGGGGACGGCCGCCCCCGUCGCGACCAUUGCGACCGUGUGGCAUCCGUUUAUGAACCGCUUCCGCCUGCUGGCCAUGUGCCUCACGAACCUGGGCAACGCGCUGAGCGAUGGCGCGGCCGGCGCGCUGAUUCCCUACAUGGAAAAAUACUACAACAUCGGCUACGGCGUCGUCUCGCUCAUCUUCGUCGGCCAGGCGCUGGGCUUCGUCGUGGCGGCGCUGGUCCUCGACACGCUGCGCAACCGGCUCGGGCGAGCGCGGCUGCUCGGGCUGGGCCAGGCCAUGAUGACGCUCGCGUACGUGCCGCUCGUGGCCGAGGCGCCGUUCGUGCUCGUCGUAUUCGCCUUCUUCUUCGUCGGCUUCGGCAUCGCCGUCAACGUCGCCAUGGGCAACACGUUUUGCGGCGGCCUGCACAACGGCACGCUCAUGCUCGGCCUGCUGCACGGGUGCUACGGCGUCGGCGGCAUCGCGGGCCCCCUCGUCGCCACGGCGCUCGUCACCGUCGCGCACGCCGUGUGGGCGCGCUACUACAUCAUCACGCUGGGCAUCAGCCUGCUGACGCUCGUAUUGACGCUCUGGACGUUUUGGGGCUACGAGAAGGAGGAGGCGGACGAGGAGAAGGAGCAGCGGCGGCGGCAGCAGCAGAGAAGGCAGCGGGAGCGGCGCGAGUCGUCUGGCUCCGGCUCCGCGAGUGGCGAGCAGCAGCAGCAGAUGCCGGGCACCACUGAAGUGUCGUCGCCGCCGUCACCGUCACCGUCACCGCCGCCUCUGCUGAGCAUGUUCACGGCGCUGAGGCUGCGCGUGGUGCUGCUGGGCGCCGUCUUCAUCUUCGCGUACCAGGGCGCCGAGGUGUCCAUCUCGGGCUGGGUCAUCUCCUUCCUGAUCCACGGGCGCGGCGGGGACCCCUCGUCGGUCGGCUACGUGUCGGCGGGCUUCUGGGCGGGCAUCACGCUGGGGCGCUUCUUCCUGUCGGCGGCCGGGGCUCAGCGCCUGGGCGAGAAGCGCUUCGUCUACGGGCUCGUGGCCGGCGCGCUGGCCUUCCAGCUGCUCGUCUGGUGGGUGCCCAACGUCGUGGGCGACGCCGUGGCCGUGUCCGUCGUCGGCCUCCUGCUCGGGCCCAUAUACCCGUGCGCCGCGGCCGUCUUCAUGCGCGGCAUGGCGUCGCGCGACGUGCUGAGCGGCAUGGGCACCAUCAGUGCGUGCGGGAGCCUGGGCGGCGCGGUGGCGCCCUUCAUCACCGGUCUGCUGGCCCAGGCCGUGGGCACGUCGGUGCUACACCCCAUCGUCAUCUUCCUGUUUGUCGUGAUGCUGCUGUGCUGGUAUGGGGUCCCGCUCGAAGAUAAGAGAACCGAGUAGUUGGUUACUGGAUCGGGU
Purpureocillium takamizusanense is the source of this 1644-nucleotide messenger RNA. RefSeq lists its product as uncharacterized. The record is from RefSeq and is a predicted model, not a curated record. Gene Ontology annotation, molecular function: transmembrane transporter activity. The transcript has 2 exons. The coding region runs from base 1 to 1626 and encodes 541 amino acids. Gene Ontology annotation, cellular component: membrane. NCBI's taxonomy places the organism in Eukaryota, Fungi, Ascomycota, Sordariomycetes, Hypocreales, Ophiocordycipitaceae. Gene Ontology annotation, biological process: transmembrane transport.